This is a messenger RNA of Rotaria sp. Silwood2, 1962 nucleotides long. Lineage: Eukaryota; Metazoa; Rotifera; Eurotatoria; Philodinida; Philodinidae. The record is from the annotation of a GenBank genome assembly.
AUGAGUCGUGGUGAAAAAUUUGCACGAUUGCUUCAACAUCUUGAAGCAUGUUCAAAAAGUAUAAUGUAUCAUGACGCGGUCGCUUCUGCUGUACAAUGGAUUCGUCAAAUUGAACUAGUUAUGGCACCAAUGCAGUUUCAUCCAAACAGAACUUUCGAUGAAAAUAAACAUGCUGUAGAUGUCAUCGCUAGAAACUAUCUUGAAAAGGCAACCGAUGAUGUACAUCAUCUUGUUCCAGUCGAAGUCGCUAGUGAUGGAAAUUGUUUGUACAAUUCUAUUCUUGUUCUCAUGGAUAACCCGGCGGUGACGGCAAUUCGCACAAUUAUUGAGCUGGUAAUGAAUGAAACACACUAUGCAAAAAUGUUUUCACAAUUCAUCGGACCUAUCGACAUGGCUAUCCAAGCUAUAUGUAAAAAUUAUGCAUUUUCAGAAUUCUACGAAAUUGGUGCUCUAUGCAGUGUAUUUGGAUGUAAUAUAAGAAGUAUUUAUCCAAAUAUUGAUUUUCGAGAUGAUAUGGUAGUUUUGAAUAACAUCUUUACACCUCUUCCACCUAUUAUUACUAACUGUGAGAUCACAAUUUUGUGGUGCCACGCCAAGAAUGAAAAAGAUGCUCGGGAAGCAAAUCAUGGUGCUUGGAGUCCAAACCAUUUUGUUCCUCUUAUGUCACCACCUAUGCAUUAUGCAUUUGACGGUAAUAAUCAGUCAAUGUCAACUGCUGUGGGAAAGAUUCCUAAGUUUUCACCUGCUAAUAAUAUGUGGCUAGGUGACAUACCUGCUGAAUUGAAAGGCUUAACGAUCCCAGAAGAAAAGUUAAUUUCACUUUAUCGUCACAAUAGUUGUAUCAUAAAACUUCAUUCACCUUUUCAUUCAACUACAACUGCUCAGACAGCAUUAAAAGGCAACUGUAUUACGUUCCUUCAAAAUGUACCGAACAUCGUUAAUAGUUUACCACUUACACUUGACGACCUAUGCGACACACUUAAAGUUAUUUUUGUUGGCGCUCAGCGUCCUGAGCGUAUUCAUCUCAGAAAAAUCCUAACAGUACGCAAGAAAAAAAUUAUUCAAGCAUUGCAUUGGCUGAAGAAACAUAAUGUGCUCUAUCAAAAUGUCGAGAUAAAUCUGGAGAAUAUCGCUCAACUGCCUGAAGACGACGUACCAGAAUCUAUCAUGUCAGCAAUGGAACAGAAGAUAGGCGAUGAAGAAACUCAAUCUGAGAGGGUUGGAUAUGUUCCCGAUCCAUUAACUAAUCCGGCAGAAUCAACUACUUCAGACGCAAUUCCUAUUAACAGCAGUGGUGUUCUUGAUGUGAAUGGAUCCAUGGUAUCUUCAGAUGAAAUUGUUAAUUAUAUUUUACGAAAAAUUAGAAAUGAUGGAACAAAGGACCAGGUGGAAAACGAAAGUGUUUACUUGAUUCCUCAUUCUUCAAAGCCUGCUAAUGAGUACUUUAAUCCAAAACUACUACUAGGUCUGUAUCCAACUCUAUUCUGUUAUGGACGUGGAUCACCUGAGGAUCAAUCACGUCCAGUUGAAAUAAAAUUUCGAGAACACAUACGUUACUUGUUAUCCUAUAAUGAUCGACGUUUUGAAACAAAUCAUAGUUUUAUAUUUGUGGUUUUUAAUCUUUUGCAACGACGUGAUGCUUGUUUUCAUGCUCAACUGAUAGCCACGAAACCUUACUUUCAAGCAUCUGCUGAGGAAAUUCAGUCCUUAAACAGUAACGAUAUUGAAAUGGCUCUCAACAACCGUUCAAAAAAUACGUUUAUCUCGACAUCCAAUGGAGCAUUACAUAAACUACUCAAUCACAUUAAAACCAUCGGUGGUCGAGGUAUGGGGUCAGCAUAUUCCCGAACAGCUUUGCGCACUCGUAUUCAUGCACUAAUCUUUAAUCAAGGUCUGCCAAGCAUUUUUCUAACUCUGAAUCCAGCUGAUAUUCACAGUCCUGUGGCACNCGAAUAUCGUUAA